Messenger RNA from Camelus dromedarius (Arabian camel), 3056 nucleotides. It is a transcript of the gene CPSF2, whose product is annotated as cleavage and polyadenylation specific factor 2. Bases 235 to 2583 code for a protein of 782 amino acids. Gene Ontology annotation, cellular component: mRNA cleavage and polyadenylation specificity factor complex. The transcript is spliced from 16 exons. NCBI's taxonomy places the organism in Eukaryota, Metazoa, Chordata, Mammalia, Artiodactyla, Camelidae. Gene Ontology annotation, molecular function: RNA binding. Gene Ontology annotation, biological process: mRNA 3'-end processing by stem-loop binding and cleavage. The record is from RefSeq and is a predicted model, not a curated record.
AUGGCGGCCGCCACUGAGGGGAUUCUGCUGGCUGAUCGUCACGGGCGCCGCUGAGCCAACAUCAGCUUUCCUCGCUCUUGAAUCUGGAUUCCGACUAGGGGCUGGGAAGGGCAGUGGACGGCGUUUGGGGAGGACUGACGAGAUUGUAAAGAACUCCUUUGAAUUCAUGGUGUUUCAUCCUAUAUACAACUGAGAUAUCAAAACUUUUGGAUUGUUGUGAUUGGACCAAAAAAAAUGACAUCUAUUAUCAAAUUAACUACCCUUUCUGGGGUCCAAGAAGAAUCUGCUCUUUGCUAUCUUCUCCAAGUCGAUGAAUUUAGAUUUUUAUUGGACUGUGGCUGGGAUGAGCAUUUUUCUAUGGAUAUUAUAGAUUCUCUGAGGAAGCAUGUUCACCAGAUCGAUGCAGUGCUGUUGUCUCACCCCGAUCCCCUCCACCUGGGGGCCCUCCCGUAUGCUGUUGGAAAGUUGGGUCUGAACUGUGCUAUCUAUGCAACCAUUCCUGUUUAUAAAAUGGGACAGAUGUUCAUGUAUGACCUUUAUCAGUCCCGACACAAUACAGAAGAUUUUACACUCUUUACACUAGAUGAUGUGGAUGCAGCCUUUGAUAAAAUACAGCAGUUAAAAUUCUCUCAGAUUGUGAAUUUGAAAGGUAAAGGACAUGGCUUGUCUAUCACACCUCUGCCGGCUGGUCAUAUGAUAGGUGGAACAAUAUGGAAAAUAGUCAAAGAUGGAGAAGAAGAAAUUGUUUAUGCAGUUGACUUCAACCACAAGAGGGAGAUCCACUUAAAUGGAUGUUCCCUGGAAAUGCUAAGCAGACCUUCCCUACUUAUCACAGAUUCGUUUAAUGCUACGUAUGUGCAGCCCAGGAGAAAACAAAGAGACGAGCAACUUCUGACAAAUGUCCUGGAAACACUUCGAGGUGAUGGGAAUGUAUUAAUAGCAGUGGACACUGCAGGCAGAGUUUUGGAACUUGCUCAGCUCCUUGAUCAAAUCUGGAGAACUAAAGACGCAGGACUGGGUGUUUACUCACUGGCACUCCUCAAUAACGUCAGUUAUAAUGUGGUGGAGUUUUCUAAGUCCCAGGUGGAGUGGAUGAGUGAUAAAUUGAUGAGAUGUUUUGAAGACAAAAGAAAUAAUCCAUUUCAGUUUCGCCAUCUGUCUCUAUGUCAUGGUCUUUCUGACUUGGCUCGAGUACCUAGCCCUAAAGUGGUACUUGCCAGCCAACCUGACCUGGAAUGUGGAUUUUCACGGGAUCUCUUUAUUCAGUGGUGUCAGGACCCUAAAAACUCAAUCAUUCUGACUUACAGAACUACUCCUGGGACUUUAGCACGUUUCCUAAUUGAUAAUCCUUCUGAAAAAAUUACAGAAAUAGAGUUGAGGAAACGUGUGAAGCUUGAAGGAAAAGAACUUGAAGAAUACUUGGAAAAAGAGAAACUAAAAAAAGAAGCUGCUAAAAAACUUGAGCAGUCAAAAGAGGCAGACAUAGAUUCCAGUGAUGAAAGUGACGUUGAGGAAGACAUUGACCAGCCAUCCGCUCAUAAGACUAAGCAUGACCUGAUGAUGAAAGGUGAAGGCAGUCGUAAAGGAAGUUUCUUCAAACAGGCUAAAAAGUCUUAUCCUAUGUUUCCUGCCCCAGAAGAAAGAAUUAAAUGGGAUGAAUAUGGCGAAAUUAUCAAACCAGAGGAUUUCUUAGUGCCAGAACUUCAGGCUACUGAAGAAGAAAAAAGCAAAUUAGAGUCUGGCCUGACAAAUGGAGAUGAACCUAUGGAUCAGGAUUUAUCUGACGUUCCUACUAAGUGUAUUUCUACAACAGAAUCUAUUGAAAUAAAAGCCAGGGUUACUUACAUAGACUAUGAAGGGCGCUCUGAUGGGGAUUCCAUUAAAAAAAUCAUCAAUCAGAUGAAGCCACGACAGUUGAUCAUUGUCCAUGGGCCACCAGAGGCCAGUCAAGAUCUCGCAGAGUGCUGCCGUGCGUUUGGUGGGAAAGAUAUUAAGGUGUACAUGCCAAAGCUACAUGAAACAGUCGAUGCCACUAGUGAAACUCACAUCUACCAGGUGAGAUUAAAAGAUUCUCUUGUCAGCUCCCUUCAGUUUUGCAAGGCAAAAGAUGCGGAAUUAGCUUGGAUAGACGGUGUCUUAGACAUGAGGGUUUCCAAAGUGGACACAGGAGUUAUUUUAGAAGAAGGAGAACUCAAGGAUGAUGGAGAAGACUCAGAAAUGCAAGUGGACGCUCCUUCAGAUUCUAGCGUUAUAGCGCAGCAGAAGGCCAUGAAAAGCCUGUUUGGAGAUGAUGAGAAAGAAACCGGCGAAGAAAGUGAGAUCAUUCCUACAUUGGAACCCUUACCUCCCCAUGAGGUUCCUGGACAUCAGUCAGUUUUUAUGAACGAACCAAGACUAUCCGACUUCAAACAAGUUCUUUUACGAGAGGGGAUUCAAGCUGAAUUUGUAGGAGGUGUACUCGUUUGCAACAAUCAAGUAGCAGUUCGUAGAACGGAAACUGGACGCAUUGGAUUAGAAGGCUGCCUUUGUCAAGAUUUUUAUAGGAUAAGAGACCUUUUAUAUGAACAGUAUGCCAUUGUGUAAAGGACAUGAUGUCAAGAAGUAUCUGUUUGACCUUUCUAAGAAAAAAGGAUUCUUAUUCUAAGCUUUUGCUUUUUUGUUUUGUAACAUACAGAAAGAAUCUGCCAGAAAAACUUAACAUGCAUUAGAUUUUUAAAAAUGUAAAUAGAAACCAUUUUGCUAAUGCUCAAAUGACUGUGCUGCCUUCUGGCUUUCAGAGUCUUAGAGAUCCUCACACGUGCGCAGGCCCGGGAGUUGCAGGUAAUUGGCUUCCUUUGCAGACCCCUUGUUCCAGAAGGGCUUCUUACUUGAAUAAAACAAUGCAACUUAGCAAACCAGUUCAUGGCCUUAGAGAAACACGUUUGCAUGAACUCUUGCAAACUGUUUCUUACAUUUUCUGGAAUGAAAAGUAAGAAUUUAUUUAGAAAAGAUGUGCUAUAAAAACUGAUAAAGCAGUUUUUUUUGAGGUCUAUCUAUUAAAAGCAAAACAAAGAGUA